Molecule: messenger RNA, 3782 nt
Organism: Coccidioides immitis RS
Lineage: Eukaryota; Fungi; Ascomycota; Eurotiomycetes; Onygenales; Onygenaceae
Product: viral A-type inclusion protein repeat protein
Exons: 4
Coding region: 216-3782 (1188 amino acids)
Source: RefSeq, a predicted model, not a curated record
GGCUCUUCAAACCCAAACGAUGUCAUCAAAACAGUAAAGCUAUCGCGAGAGAAGCAUAGAGCACACAGAGACCACCAGUUUGGACCGGAAUACACCGACUGCCAGACUGCAAUUGAGAAAUCACACUCUUUCUAGUUUCGAUUCUCUCCAUUUCUUUUGUUCCGUUGCUUGUCUGAUACUCAUAUUUGGAGCGCUCGCAGAAGCGAGCAGCAGCAAUGCUCUCCCGUAUCCGAGGUGCCAUUGAUGCCCGGAUUGCAGAAGAACAAGCCCGCCAGAGAGGUGCCCAGGAGACCCUCUCCCGCUCAAACUCCGCUCGUCGCGCGAAUCCCUCUCCUGCCAGACGUCCGAGCACAAGGGUCAAACGGGGCAACAGCUUCCUUGCCAAAAAUCCAGAUCCGUCGGAGUUCGAUGCGGAAUUUGUCGUCGGUGACGAUGAUUCAUCGACAAGGACCAGCACCCCUCGCCCGGAGUCUGCGAACAACAUGGCCGAUGGCGGCGGCGAGCUGGACGAGAAAGCCACUCUUAACGAGUCGGGGUCCGCCGCACCUACCUCUCUACUAGGGAAAUCCUCGGGUCAGACACCAGCGGAUUUACCAACCGAUGUCAGAGUGAAGCUACGGAGGCUGGAUAAGUUAGAAUCCAAAUACCAAGAGCUCUUAAAGGCCUAUCGAAUUGCUCACGCGCGCGUCCUGUCUAUCGAACCAUUCGAGGCUGCCCUGCGAGAGAAUACACCACUUACUUCAAUAAGCGAGCCCCGUGCGUUAACCGAAUAUCUCAACCAGCUCACUCUAAAAGGAGACAUGGUGGUGGACGAAUUAAAGAGAGUAACCGCGGAAAGAGACGACUUUAAAAAGAAACUUGAAUCUGCCGAGAAAUCCACACGUGAAGUAUGGGAUGAGGUCGCUAAUUUGAAACGUUCUCAGCCCGGUGAUGAAAAGAAGACGGCUCCAGAGGGAGAAGAUGUGAAUGGAAACGACCUUCCCAGUAUCCAGACCACUUCGUCCGCUGGAGAUGACUCCCUGGAUAAUUCCCAAAAAUCCCCUACAACAUCGAUAACCUCUCGUGCCGCUUCCAUUCGUGGGCUGUUUUCUCCAAGAGCCAAGCCCGUAAUGUCUCCGCCUCCUCCACCGGAAGAAAACGAAGAAUUCUUCUCCUUCGAUAACGAAAUCCCGAGAUUGGAAUCAGAAGUACACGAAAAGGAACAGGAGAUCGAGUCUCUUAAGGCUCAGGUUAAGACCUUAACUGGGGAUCUGUCUGUGGCUCGGGAGUCUACCGAAGGCAUGGCUCAUAGUUUGGAAGCUGCAACACGCGAUGUCUCGGAGCUACGUGAUAAGAACGAUCGCCUCGAGUCCCGGUUUAAAGAUGAGCGCCAUGACUUGCGAGAGCAAAUUAUAUCUCUAGAAUCAAAGUUGAGAACGACUGAAUCUGAAUUGAGGAGAUCGUCCACCUCCAUGGACGAUGUCAACUCCCAGCUGAAGAAAACAAGAGAGGAGCUCCGACAGAUCAAGGAUACGGCUGAGUCUCAGUCGGCAGAAGGGGAUGGUCAGAAAUCUGCCGACAAGAAACGGCUUGAGGUUUUGCAGGGUGUUGUGACGAAUUUGAAGUCGCAAUUAAAAGAUGCCGAAUCCACCAUCAAAUCUCUCCAGACCGAUCUCUCUGCAAGCAAGGCCGACGCAACGCGAGCACAGAGAAUUGUUGAUUUCAUAGACAGCGGCUUAAAGGAAAAUGAGAAGUGGAAAGAUGCAAAAGAACUCAUUUCGGGCGGUCAGUCAGCUAAUUUUGAAGAUAUUCGGCAAGAUUUGAUUGCACCGGCCUCCCAGCUUGCUCCCGUCAGCACCUCAACGCCCUCCGCUCCCGGUGGCAAGAAAAAGAAUAAAAAGAAGAAGAAAGGUGGAAGAUCAGAACCUGAGGGUGGCACGAAAGAAGCUGCUACUAAACAGGUUCAUGAACCAACCCCCCCGAAUAUUUCAUCCGCAGAUGCGAUUCGGGAGCUGGAGGAUAAAGUGACCAAGCUCGGUUCCGAGCUGGCGGAGAAGGAUGCGGCGAUAGAUCGACUUCAUGGCAAGCUAAAAGGAGAAGACAACCUUCGUGAAGAAAUUGAAUCUCUUCGAGAUGACCUCAUGAACAUCGGCCAGGAUCACGUGGAAGCAAAGGAUAAAGUCAAGGAGUUGCUGGCACAAAAGGCUGCGCUUGAGAAGACAAUUCAAGAUCUCGAGAGCGAAAUAGUGACCUUAAAAACUAGCUCUGCUUCAGCUUCAUCUGAUGCCGAGAAAGUCCACAAAGAUCUAAUGACCGAGUUCGAGGAUUUGAAGGUCAAAGCCGUAACUUUAGAAACCGACCUCUCGGCUGCGCAGCAAUUAGCCGCAUCUCGGUUUAAAGACCUGGCCGACUUGCGUCAGGCAUUGCAGAAGAUCCAACCCGAGUUACGAACCCUCCGCCAAGAAUCCGCGGAUCUAAAGACUACAAAGGAGGAGUUGAAGAACAAGACGGCAGAGCUUGGGCGCGUUGAGAGAAAGCAAGAAGAUCUACGCGUCGAGAUCAAGGAUCUCAAAUCGGCCAUUGGCGAUAAGGAUGCCGAAGUCAGGACACUCAAUCAGAAGAUCGCCCAGGAGACCAAUAGCCGGCUGAAGGCUGAGCAAGCGUUGGAGGUUGCGCAGUCGGACCUUCGAUACUCAGAAAGCCAAAAACAGGAAGCAGUUGAGAAGCACGAACAGACGUCAAAGGACCUUAACAAGACACAAGAACAACUCCAAUCCGCCAAAUCCAAAGUGCGAGAAUUAGAAGAGCAAGUGUCCAAGCUCAACCGAGAGAUCGAGAGUUUACACGAUGAGAUACAGCUCAAAACGGCGCAACACGCAAGCGCCCAGAGCCUGAUGAACAGUAUGCGCGAUCAAACUUCGGAGAUGGCAAUGCAAAUUAAAGAGGUACGUGAGAGAUGUGAGAGUUUAGAGGAAGAGCUUUCAGACGCCCAGCGUCUUUUAUCGGAGCGGACAAGGGAAGGCGAAACCAUGCGACGACUGCUCUCGGAGGUCGAACUGCGAACAGAACACAAGGUCAGGGACUUUAAGGAGCGACUGGAGACCGCCAUCGAAGAACGAGACCGGGCCGAGGAUGAAGCUAACAUUAUUGGCCGCAGACGCGCAAGGGAAAUGGAGGAGCUCAAAUCAAAAGCACGAGAAGCAGAACGGGCUUUACGAAGAGCGGAGGAGGACAAGGAGGAACUUGAACAUGCCCAGAAAGAGUGGAAACGACGACGAGAACAGUUUGAAGCGGAGAUGGAGCGAUCAAGACAGGAACUCACGGAUGUGAAGGAGGCUAUGGCCCAAUUACGUGACGCACUGGAUGAGAGUGAGAAACAGGCGAGGGAACUGGAGAAGGAGAGAUCCGAACUGCGCCGGUCGGUCGAAGAAACCAACCAGCGACUCGAGAAGCUAAGGAAGACAAACAAAUCCCUAUCCGAGGACCUGAAAGCGAUCCAAGCCGGAAAGGGACGCGUUGAAUCCGGCAAUCGUUCGCCUCGAUCGUCCAUUGAUUCAGGCAGACGCCGCGGAGUGAUGUCUCCGCCGCCGCGGGCACGAAACGAAUCUCUCGCCCGCAGCGAGGCGACGACCGGGCCAGGAGCCGGAAAUAUCGAUCACGUCUACCUCAAGAAUGUACUGCUGCAGUUCCUGGAGCAAAAGGAUAAAAACUAUCAAAAACAGCUGAUUCCCGUGCUAGGGAUGCUGCUGCAUUUUGAUGCCAACGAUGAGCAGAGAUGGAUGUCUGCUAUAUCCUCGAAAUGA